UAAGAGUACCGUCACUUUUAGAAUUUUGGCCUUGACUUUGUACCGAAGUGUCGGUUCUUGUGACAUCCCUACUGAAAACGGUCAAAUCGUUGAGUGUGGAACGCUGGACACUUUUCACACUCAAUUGUCGCCAUCUUGGCUACGUAUAGCGGAAGGGGCGGGACCACGACCACUAUUCAAACAUAGGAAAAUGGCGGCAGAUGAUGCAGGAGCUUUUGCGGUGCUGAACAACGUACCUUAUAGAUAUCUAUGGGCUACGUAGAUAUCAGAAUAAAACAAUACGUAAACAUACCGGUGCAUUUUCAGCCGACAGGAGGACACAUCGUAGGCGUAGGUGACGACAUUGGAAACGUAAUUUCCACUUUGCUUUCGUUUUCUGUGUAUUCUUGAUCAACAAAGCAGGCAGAUAUUUUGGCGGGUAGUUGACGAGUAAAACCUGAAGGAAGCAGCAAUGCAACACAAAGGAUGCCAGCUGCCGCAAAACCCUGAAGAAGAAGAUAUUUUGGCGAGUAGCGAGCUGCAGUGAAAUGUUUCGUUCGUCAUUUCCAUGCAAAACGGAUCAAUGCAUCAAAAGGAUGGUGUGAAUGAUGAUGAUUUUGAGCCUUAUCUAAGCGGCCAGACAAAUCAGAGUAACAACUAUCCACCAAUGUCUGACCCCUACAUGCCCAGCUACUAUGCUCCAUCCAUUGGUUUCCCUUACUCACUGGGAGAGGCCGCUUGGUCCACAGCAGGAGACCCUCCUAUGCCCUACCUUACCACCUAUGGACAGAUGAGCAAUGGCGAGCCGCACUUCAUCCCUGACGGUGUGUUCAGCCAGCCGGGUGCCCUGGGGAACACCCCUCCCUUCCUGGGCCAGCACGGCUUCAAUUUCUUCCCUGGUAAUGCAGACUUUUCUACCUGGGGUACCAGUGUCUCUCAGGGUCAGACCACGCAGACCUCGGUCUACAGUAACAGCUAUGGGUACGCCCCCAGCUCCCUGGGUCGGGCCAUCACGGACGGACAGGCGGGCUUUGGAAGCGACACCCAGCUUAGUAAAGUCCCGGUACUGAACAGCAUCGAGCAAGGUAUGACGGGCUUAAAACUGGGUACGGACAUGGUGGCAGCUGUCACUAAAACCGUGGGCUCCCCCCUAGUAGGCACGGCAGGUAUGAGCAGCAUGGCAGCCAAUAGCCUCCCCCCGUCUGUCAGCUCAUCCGCACCCAAACCUGCCUCCUGGGCAGCCAUUGCCAAGAAGCCGGCCAAGCCACAGCCCAAGGUCAAACCCAAAGCCAACAUGGGGAUGGGGGGAGGCGCCAUCCCCCCACCCCCCAUAAAGCACAAUAUGAACAUUGGUACUUGGGAUGAUAAGGGCUCUCUGAACAAGCCCCCGUUAGCUCAGACUAUGAUGCCCCCGCAGCCUAUGGUGCAGCAGCCUCUCCUAGCUCAGCCCCAGCCCCUUCUGCAGAACCCGUUGCCCCCUCAACACCAACACCAACACCAACACCAACACCAACACCAACACCAGCCCCAACACCAACACCAACACCAACAACAACAACACCAACACCAACACCACCAACACCAGCCCCAACACCAACACCAACACCAACACCAACACCAGACCUACCAUCUCCAUUCUCUCCAGUCCCCCCAACACCCCCAGCCUAUGCCCCCUGGCCCUCAGCACCUGCACCUCUCCUCUCAGCCUGGCCCCCCACAGCCCCUUCAUCAGCAUCAGCAACAACCCCAGCAGCCUGGUCCACCCCCCAACCGCUGGGUGGCUCCCAGGAACCGGGGCGAGGGCUUCGGUCUGGGUGGGGGAGUCCCACUGAGUGCCUCCCCUUGCUCUGGCGAAGUGCAUCCCGUGCUGGAGAAACUCCGCGCCCUCAACAACUACAACCCCAAAGACUUUGACUGGAACUUGAAAAACGGACGUGUUUUCAUCAUCAAGAGCUAUUCCGAAGACGACAUCCACCGCUCAAUCAAGUACUCUAUCUGGUGCAGCACAGAACACGGCAACAAGCGUCUGGACGGCGCCUACCGCUCACUGGGCAACAAGGGGCCCCUGUACCUGUUGUUCAGCGUCAACGGCAGCGGGCACUUCUGCGGCGUGGCUGAGAUGCGCUCACCGGUGGACUACAAUGCCUAUGCAGGCGUCUGGUCUCAGGACAAGUGGAAGGGCAAGUUUGAGGUGAAGUGGGCAUUCAUCAAAGACGUGCCCAACAACCAGCUGCGACACAUCCGGCUGGAGAACAAUGACAACAAGCCAGUGACCAACUCCAGGGACACUCAGGAAGUACCUCUGGAGAAGGCCAAACAAGUGCUUAAAAUUAUCGCCACUUACAAGCAUACCACCUCAAUCUUUGAUGACUUUGCACAUUACGAGAAACGUCAGGAAGAGGAGGAGGCUCUGAGGAAGGAGCGCAAUAGAAAUAAACAGUAACCUUCAAGCAAGCUCUCUCCGCUAGAACUGCAACACUAAUGACGUAGGACCUUAAAUAAUAAAAUUUGCCUAACCACAAGGAGGAAAGGCUUUCACAAAUCUUUCCGCUGAAGACGACAAUGUAUCUGAACACUUGAACAUGAUAAUAGAUGGACUCAUCUGUAUCCGUUGACUGGUGCAUCAAACCCCGUGUUCCUGUCUCACGAGAAAAAGAACGUAACCCACUUUGAAAACUGUCUUUAAAGCACUUUCAGUCCUCCUACCAUUACCCUUAACUCUCUAACUCUGUGUUCUUCUUCUUUGAUUUUGUUUGUGAGCAACUAACUGACUAACCGUAAAGUAGUCAGAAGAUUUCACCAGGCUUAUUUGUAAUUUUUUUAAUGCCUCAAAUGUUUGGGAUAUUGGCGAGCUUCAUCAGCUCCUGAGGAGAAUUAAAGAUGUAUGAAUUAAUCUUUUACUUGAAUCUGUAUUCAGCCGUCUGAUCCUCCUCAGACUGAGGUUUGGAUGAUUGACAGGUGGGAUGAAAUAAUUGGGAAACAGCCACAAUCAUGCCAAUCAUAGGAUGUAUCCUCCCCCUUUACCUGUUCCCUUCCUUUCUGCAUCUGUUUCUGUGUACCAAAAGAUUACAAUUAUGCAGCAGGCUGGUGAAGCACCGGCCAGUGCACAUCUUUGUUUUUUUUUCUUUCUUGUGAUUCUGUCAUUCUGAAGUGCAUUUGUCUGAGGAGAAACCUGCUGAACUAGCGGUGGCCUCCUUGGGUCCUGUGGGUGACUGUCUUUGCUCUGAUGUUGAUGUACUCUACCGUACCUCAGGCUCAAUCAGACUGUCUGUCCUCAACAACUCUUAAGCACUUUUGGGAGAAUCCCCACAUCUGCCCCAUCUGGCUCGGCUCGACUGGGAUUCCCCCAAAACGGCAAGACAUCAACUGCAAGGAUGUGACAGUUUUCUCCUCUAGGUAACUCACUAGCUAAAUAAAAAUUAUCCAUGUUUAGCGCUAAA
Sebastes umbrosus (honeycomb rockfish) is the source of this 3419-nucleotide messenger RNA. RefSeq names its product YTH N(6)-methyladenosine RNA binding protein 3 (gene ythdf3). Gene Ontology annotation, biological process: mRNA destabilization. The coding region runs from base 548 to 2422 and encodes 624 amino acids. The record is from RefSeq and is a predicted model, not a curated record. NCBI's taxonomy places the organism in Eukaryota, Metazoa, Chordata, Actinopteri, Perciformes, Sebastidae. The transcript has 4 exons. Gene Ontology annotation, cellular component: cytoplasm. Gene Ontology annotation, molecular function: mRNA binding; N6-methyladenosine-containing RNA reader activity.